Messenger RNA from Daldinia childiae, 879 nucleotides. Its product is annotated as putative myb dna-binding domain protein. The record is from RefSeq and is a predicted model, not a curated record. The coding region runs from base 1 to 879 and encodes 292 amino acids. The transcript is spliced from 4 exons. Lineage: Eukaryota; Fungi; Ascomycota; Sordariomycetes; Xylariales; Hypoxylaceae.
AUGUCACGUCGGACUGAGUUUACUGGUUAUACGCCGCAGCCUCCGAACCCUGGUGCCCAACUGCACCCAUCGCAUGGUCAGCAGCACCAUCAGCAACUACCUCAGCACCAGCAGCACCAGAACCAGACGCAUCAGCAGUCUCACGGUCCCCAUGGGCAGCACCCCCAUCACCAACCCCACCAGCCUUCACACCCAGCACAGCAGCAUCAUGCUACGCCUGUUCCACCCCCGAUGACCAUCCCGCAACCCGCAGUUGCGCCGUCUCAACAGUCGACUCCGACCCCAGCCUCCGCUCCGGCUCCGCGUGGUCGCAAGCGCGCCGCGCCUGGGCAUCAGCAGCAGGCCCAUCAACAGCCGCACGCGCCAACCGCCAACCCGGCGACUCCAGCUCCGACGGCUACAACUGGUACCGCCGCCUCGAGCACUCCUGCUCCUGCACCGGCCCCCACCCCAGUUUCCGCGGCGCCCCAACCGCCGAUGCAGGUCACUCCCGUCGCCCCGCCGGCGGUUCCCACCAAGGAAGAGGCCAGUACUCCGGUUGUGCCACCCCCGGCCAAGAAGAGCCGAACAAAUACCCCCUGGACCCCCGCCGAGGAAUUGCGACUUAAGCAGAUGAGGGAUGCAGGCAACAGCUGGGCAGAAAUUGCAAAGACCUUCCCGACGCGAACUGAGGGCAGCGUUAAGAAGCAUUGGUACAAGGAUAUGCACUACGCCGAGUUUGCCGAAGACGAGAGCCAAGCGCUCCUCAGCGCCAUCAAAGAUUACGAGAACAACAAGUGGAAGACCAUCGGUCAGAAAGUUGGAAAGCCAGCGAAGGCUUGUGAGCAAUAUGCCAAGGAGCAUUUUCCAGAACUCUUCUCUACGCAAAAGGCACGUUAA